CCGUCUAUCAAGGCCGACGCGAUGGACAAACUGAUCGAACAUGCGUUGGCGGUGCAGAAUUUGUGCAGCACAAUCGACGCCUGCGGAAGGAAGGAGUACAAGCGGGACGUGACUCUGCUGAACGAGCUCGUCGGAAAGCUGCCACCUUCUCUCAAACUCGAUUGGGCGAGGCAUCAGAGGACGUUGAAGAAGGUCAACUUGUUCACCUACAGCAAAUGGAUCUAUUCUGUAGCCGAGGAUGCCUGCUUGGUUUGCGGAACCCAACCGACGGAGAAGAACCAGGAACUUCACAGCAAGCCGAAAAGCAAGGCGUUUUUGAAUACUCAUUCCAACUAUUCGUCUUCAGAAGUUUCAAAACAGAAGCCAUCGGAGUUCCAGAGUCGAAACAGCCAGCCGGAAAGAAAGUAUAGCGAGGCCGGCGCUACCAAAUGUUGUGCAGUCUGUAAGGGAGGUUGCAAGAACGCUGGAAAGUGUCCAAGAUUUUUGGAAUUAUCGUAUGAAGCGAGAUGGGCGACUGUACGUGAACUUCGAAUGUGCCGCAGGUGCCUCAGACAACAUGGUGGAAAGUGCGACGCUAAGCCUUGUGGGAAGAAUAAUUGCACCUUCAAACACCAUGAACUGCUCCAUAAGGACCUCACCGCUACAGGGCCCAGCAACAAUACGAGUCGGCCAACGCAAGAAGAAACAAAUGUAAACACUCAUCUGUCGAGCUCCGGAGUAAGAAUGUUCCGCUAUCUACCGGUUACGUUGUUCGGGGCCAAGAAACAGAUCGAAUGCUAUGCAUUUCUGGACGAUGGUUCGGAGUUAACGUUGAUGGACCAAGGAUUAGCAGAGGAUUUGGAAGUAGCUGGUAAAUCUGCACCACUCUGCCUGAAGUGGACCGGUGGAACUCAUCGUUUCGAAGCGGAAUCUCUGAGCGUUGAUGUUGUCCUAAGCGGGCAAACCGGUAGAAAGUAUACGCUAAAUGACGUACGCACAGUUGGAGAUUUGCAGUUGCCGGCCCAGUCUCUCGACGUGGAUAUCCUGAGGGAAAACUUCCCGUAUCUUCGUGACCUUCCGGUCGCUUCCUAUAAGAACGCUCGUCCACGAAUUCUGAUAGGGGUGAAACAUGCCAGAGUGGCACUCGUACGCAACAGUCGUGAGGGCAAGGAAGGAGAACCAAUCGCCGUUAAGACGCUCCUUGGGUGGACGAUAUACGGUAGCUGCCGCCGCCCCGACUCAAGCAAUGUGGUGCAUCGAGCUUACCACAUUUGCGAGUGCAGCUCGCGCGCUGAUGCAGAUUUGCAUCGUGACGUGAAGAAUUUCUUCAGCCUGGAAGCUCUGGGAAUCUCAAAGCUGGAGAAGAACUGCGUGUCAAGUGAGAAUGAACGUGCCCAAGCUCUAUUGCGGUCGUUGACACGCUUGGAUGGAAGCCGAUAUGAGACGGGACUGUUAUGGCGUUAUGAGAAGAUUCGUUUACCGGAUAGCAAGCUGAUGGCGUUACAGCGGUACAAUUGUUUGGAGAAGCGAAUGGAACGGGAUCCAAAAUUGGCAUGUGUCCUACGCGAGAAGAUCACCGAUUAUUUGGCUAAGGAUUACAUUCGAAAGCUGUCGACCGAAGAGCUUGAGGGAAAGCAGCAACGAGUGUGGUAUCUGCCAAUUUUCCCUGUUGUCAACCAAAACAAGCCCGGAAAGGUGCGCAUAGUCUGGGACGCAGCAGCGGCUGUUCAUGGUGUAUCGUUGAAUUCGGCGCUACUAACAGGACCAGAUGAGCUUACUUCUCUGCCAGCUGUACUGUGUCAGUUUCGUAAAUAUCGAGUUGGAAUUUGCGGCGAUAUCCGCGAAAUGUUCCACCAAGUUCGAAUGCGACCGGUGGACCAACAUUGUCAGCGAUUUUUCUGGCGGGACAGCGCUAACGAGGAGCCAAGCACUUACGUUAUGAAAGUUAUGACUUUCGGUGCUUGCUGUUCUCCAAGUACCGCUCAGUUCGUGAAGAACCAAAACGCGGAAAGGUUCCAAGAGCAGCACCCGGCAGCAGUCGAAGCAAUUAUCAAAAAACAUUAUGUAGAUGACAUGCUGGCAAGUGAAGAGACGGAAGAAGCUGCCAUCGAGCUAGCGAAGUCAGUACGGUAUGUUCACGCGGAAGGAGGGUUUCAAAUAAGAAACUGGAUAUCAAAUUCUCAGCGAGUUGUGGCAGCGUUGCAAGACGGAGGAGUUCCGCAGAAGAACCUGGAUUUGGCAGCGGAGAUGGGGACAGAGAAGGUGUUAGGAAUGUGGUGGGACACAGCGAAGGACUGCUUCACCUUCAAGAUGUCUAAGACACGUUUCGACGAAGCGCUGCUGAAUGGAACGCGUCGACCAACAAAGAAUGAGGUACUUCGUGUUCUGAUGACAGUUUUCGAUCCAUUAGGACUCAUAUCAAACUACCUUAUGCUCCUAAAAAUCGUUCUUCAAGAAGUCUGGCGCUCUGGAGUUCAGUGGGGACAGCUGAUUAAGGACAAGCAGUUCGAGGCGUGGAUAGCUUGGAUAAAACUUCUUCCAUUACUGGAGGAAGUUAGUCUACCGCGUUGCUAUCGUCAAGUAACAUCAGCUAGCCAAGAUACGGACGUACAAUUGCACGUGUUUGUAGAUGCUAGCGAGAAUGGUAUGGCUGCCGCUGUAUAUCUGCGCUUCAAAGAAGCAGGAAAAACAGAAUGCACCUUGGUAUGUGCCAAGACCCGAGUUGCGCCGCUGAAAUAUCUUUCGAUCCCUCGAUUGGAGCUCACAGCAGCAGUAAUUGGAACGAGACUGGCUAACAGCAUGGUGCCAGAGUUAUCAUUGCCAAUAUCCAAACGUUUCUUCUGGUCGGACUCGAGAAAUGUUCUAUGCUGGUUGCAGUCGGAUCAUCGUAGGUACAGCCCAUUCGUAGCAGUACGGGUCAGCGAGAUUUUGGAAUCUACGGAAGACUAUGAAUGGAGAUGGGUUCCUUCCAAACUUAACGUGGCGGACGACGGGACUAAGUGGCAGCGACAACCGGAUUUGACCCCAACUAGCAGAUGGUUCAAAGGCCCGGAAUAUCUGUGGCAGCCGGAAGAAUUCUGGCCCCCAGUUGCGCAUAAAGGUGACGCCACAGACGAGGAACUCCGACCCAGCGUUCUAUUGCAUUACAACGCAUCCGAGCCACCGAUUCCCGCCAUAAACUUUUCAAGCUGGAACCGUCUUUUGCGCGUAACAGGUUACGUGAAACGCUUUGUAUCCAACUGCCGACGUCGUGUAAGGAAGACUACUAUCGUUACAGGACCGUUGUCCAGUGAAGAGUUACAGCAAGCGGAAACUCACCAGAUACUAACAGCGCAGUAUGACAUCUAUCCAGAUGAAAUGGAGCUCCUGAAGUUAAGCCGAAACCAAAAUCAACUGGCUCGUCAAAUCCCGAAGAGUAGUGUCCUCUACAAGCUUAGUCCAUUCCUGGAUGUAAUGGGCGUUCUGAGGAUGAAAGGACGAGUCGACGCUUGCGAAUUUCUACUGGAAGAUGCUAAGAAUCCCGUUAUCUUGCCACGAGACCAUCCUGUUACACGAUUGGUUCUCAUACACUAUCACGAAAAAUUCCAUCACAGAAACCAAAAAACCGUCCUGAACGAGGUUCGACAGCGCUUUUGCAUCUCUCGUUUGCGAGUAGCCCUCAAGAAAAUUAGAAGCGGCUGUCAGCGAUGCAAAAACCGAGACGCAGUUCCAAAACCACCGGAAAUGGCAGAUCUCCCGCUGGGUAGAUUGGCUGCCUAUACUCGUCCUUUCUCUCACGUUGGAGUAGACUACUUCGGUCCGAUUGAGGUCAUUUUGGGAAGAAGGGUCGAGAAGAGGUGGGGGGUCUUGUUAACCUGUCUUACUGUCCGGGCUGUCCAUUUGGAGGUCGCCCACUCCUUGAGCACUAGUUCGUGCAUCAUGGCACUCCGGAAUUUCAUUGUUCGACGAGGGACUCCGGUAUCGUUCUAUAGCGAUAGGGGUACAAACUUUAUUGGAGCGGAUAGAGAGUUGCGAGAAGCACUUCAGUCCGUAGAUCAGGAGACGAUCACGCAAGAGUUCACCAGCCCACAGACGUCUUGGUGUUUCAACCCCCCUGCUUCACCGCACAUGGGUGGUAGCUGGGAACGAUUGAUCCAAAGUGUGAAGAAGAAUUUAGGAGAGAUCGUUGGAAGCAGGCGUCCCAGUGAUGAAGAACUACGCAACGCGCUCAUCGAAGUCGAGGGAGUGCUGAAUGCUCGGCCGCUGACAGACAUUCCAGUGGACGACGAAUCUGCGCCGGCCCUUACGCCAAAUCAUUUUUUACUCGGAUCAUCGGAUGGGUCAAAACCGUUGACAUUGUGCAGCGAUAGCGCAGAGGUUAGGCGGCACGGUCAUGAGCUUUCUCAGGUAAUGGCUAAUCGCUUCUGGCAACGAUGGCUACAGGAGUACCUUCCUGAAAUCACUAGACGCACUAAAUGGUAUCAGAAGGUGAAGGCGAUUGAAGUCGGGGACAUAGUGGUAAUUACAGAUCCAGAACACCCAAGGAACUGGUGGCCGAAGGGCCGCGUAAUCGGGACAGUCAACCGGAACGGACAAGUGCGGAGAGCCACGGUUCAGACGGCGAAGGGGAUCUACGAAAGACCAGCCGUUAAGUUAGCGGUUCUCGACGUGAAGAGCGUAGCGGAGUAAGCCACUUGGAGUUGGCAUACUGGGGGGGACUGUUGCGACCCACUGUGCCGCAUCGCUCUCCAAUAUCUUCUAACCGUACCCCCUAACGAGAACCCAGCGUGCGCCCAUGAAAGUGAGAUGAGUGAUGGAUGACAGCGAUAAGGUUGAUAAGGGAGAUGAUAAAUAGAUAAAGGAACGGAAAUCAAAAGUCAUUGUUACGUAACUGAAUUACAUGCUCAUGCAGCAAAGUUGAGAUAUUUAAUCCUAAAUUAUUAGUGGUAAAUUGACAUGCAAAUUAUUAUAUUUAUCGCUAAAAGCAAGUAAGGAUCAUGUGAAGUAACUUAAAACUAAAUUUGUUCCUAAUUAGUAUACUUAUUACUAGAUUUCAUGCAGUUUAUCCUACGCCGAUAGAUAACCCUACUUCGUACAAUUAUUAUUUGGAACUACAGACCCGGCAGCCGUAUCUAUAGAGAAUAUUGAGGAAUAAGAUUCUCGAAAUAAUUGGAUCUUGAGCGGAUGAGGUGUGACUAAAACGUAAGUCUCUGUUGAGAUAGUUUGGCUAUAAGCAUAAUACGUAAAUUAUGACAUGAUUUUUAGGAUAUUAGAAUACCCUCAAUAAAGGUUAUUGGAGAUCUUGGAAAACGCACUCUCAUUCCGCUGACGAAACAACAAUGU
Messenger RNA from Aedes albopictus (Asian tiger mosquito), 5301 nucleotides. RefSeq lists its product as uncharacterized. NCBI's taxonomy places the organism in Eukaryota, Metazoa, Arthropoda, Insecta, Diptera, Culicidae. The transcript has 2 exons. Gene Ontology annotation, molecular function: nucleic acid binding. Gene Ontology annotation, biological process: DNA integration. Bases 22 to 4647 code for a protein of 1541 amino acids. The record is from RefSeq and is a predicted model, not a curated record.